UCCCUCUCUGUCUCACUCUCUCUCUCUCUUUUUCCCUCUCCUAUAGGAGCACAAUGAAAGCCUGUGUAUCGCCGUGACUGCGGGCGGGAGCCAGUGUCAGCAAAGCGGCUCACAACAGACAAGAAAGAGAAAGGAAAAUACAAGCUACUUUUUUUUUUUUUUCCAUCUCUAAAGCGGAGCAAUACAAGAGAUAGAACCACAUUGCUUAUUGCUGAGUCCAGACCCUCAGAUCCACUGGCCGGGGAUGGAAUGUACAAAAGUGGACAGAAAAGUGGCUGGACAUGACUCGGUGCAAUUUGCUGGAAGUUUGUAAGUUUGACCAUCGUUUGUAAAUUACUCUCGGAAGAGUUUGUCUCUCUUGAUACUGUGUUAGCAUAGAGUCGGGGGUGAGGACUAGAAACCUAAGUGGGAAAGAAAAAAAAAUGUGUCGGAGGCUCUCUUUCAGUGGCUAGCCACUUCAGAUUGCUUUCCUUUAAGGCUAGGAAACCUUAGAGGGAAUGAGGAUUUUACCAGUGAUUGGAUUAGCUGGAGAAAAAAGCGUAGUUCAAAAGUCCAAUUACUGACAUUGUUAACAAUUGAAAAGGCUGUCUCCCUCUUUUGGGAGAAGGCAACAUCCUCCAGUACCCCCUCUCCCCAAAGAGGACAGAACGCCCGAGCCAAGGGAAGGGGAGGAAAGGCUGGAGGCAGAGAGCAAGCCUCCCUCGGUUCCUGCACAUUCGGAACACUGACUUCAGAAACCUUCUAAAAGAGCUCUGUUUGAUUUUGCCAUUUUUAUCCCCAAGAGAAGGAGAAGGCUGCCAGCUACAUAGAGCAGGGCACAAAUGGAUUUCUCUGCGGAAACAUCCCCAUAAAGCAUUUUCUGAAACAAUUAGGUGAGGGGGAGCCCAGGUCACCCUCUGCUAAUAUCUCGCUCUGUUCCUUUUUCUGUGGGUUUCUGUCUCUGGUUUGACAAUCCCGGAGUUCUUGCUCUAACUCUCAAGUCGUGUGUUUACAAAGUACCUAGUGGCUCUUGUCAGCUCUGGGGGGUGGAGGGUGGAGGGAAAGCCAACUCUUUCCAACUUCUCCACAACUGUCAGCCACAAUUAGAAUAAGUUGAUCAGGGUUUGUCUCCAACUUAUCCUCUGCAAUUGGUUUCUAUUCUUUCUCCCUAACCUCUGUGGACUAAUUCCCUUCCCCCACAUCUUCUCCACUGCUCCCCCCCACCACCACAGCAACCCCUGAAGACCUCUAUUCAUGUGGCCCUGAACAUUGAGCUCACAUUGUCAAAGACAGAUUUGCCUGCCAUAGGCAGCAGGACCCCCUUUCCUUCUCACCAUCCUAUAGGCAGCAAACAUUGUGUACAGCAAGAUGGGGGACACAGCGCCCCCGCAGGCCCCCGCAGGAGGGCUAGGGGGGGCCUCUGGGGCGGGGCUCCUUGGAGGGGGCUCAGUCACCCCGAGAGUGCACAGUGCUAUCGUGGAGCGCCUCCGGGCUCGGAUCGCCGUCUGCCGCCAGCACCACUUGAGCUGUGAAGGACGCUACGAACGUGGUAGAGCUGAAAGCUCAGAUAGGGAAAGAGAGAGCACCUUGCAACUCCUGAGCCUGGUCCAGCAUGGCCAGGGGGCCAGGAAGGCUGGCAAACACACCAAGGCCACGGCCACAGCUGCUACCACUGCAGCCCCUUUGCCGCCCCCUGCUGCCCCUACUACAGCUUCCCAAGCUGCAGCCACAGCAGCCCCGCCGCCCCCACCAGACUACCACCAUCACCACCAACAGCACCUGCUCAACAGUAGCAAUAAUGGUGGCAGUGGUGGGAUAAAUGGAGAACAGCAGCCAUCAGCUUCGGCCUCGGGGGACCAGAGGAACUCGGCCUUGAUUGCGCUCCAGGGUUCCUUGAAAAGAAAACACGGAGUUAACCCAUCUCCUGCCAACAGCAAGAGGCCCAAUGGCUUUGUUGACAAUUCAUUCCUUGAUAUCAAAAGAAUUCGUGUGGAGGAGAACUUAUCUGGAGGACAAGGUGGACUCCAAAUAAAUAAUGGACAAAAUCAGAUCAUGGCAGGGACCUUGCCAAUGAGCCAGCCAACCCUGAGAAAGACCAACACUCUACCGUCCCAUUCACAUUCUCCCGGCAACAGCAUGUUUAACAUGGGCUUAAAGGAGGUGAAGAAGGAGCCAGGAGAGACUGUGUCUUGCAGCAAGCACAUGGAUGGCCAAAUGGCCCAGGAGAGUAUUUUUCCAAAUAGAUUUGGAGAAGACUCUGGAGAGCAAAUGAUGGACCCUGAACUGCAGGAACUGUUCAAUGAACUUACUAACAUUUCUGUGCCUCCCAUGAGCGACCUUGAACUGGAGAACAUGAUCAAUGCCACCAUAAAGCAGGAUGACCCAUUUAACAUUGACUUGGGUCAGCAAAGCCAGAGGAGCACUCCCAGGCCUUCCUUGCCCAUAGAGAAGAUAGUGAUCAAAAGUGAAUACUCACCUGGCAGCCUGACUCAGGGUCCCUCAGGCUCUCCUCAGCUGCGGCCCCCAUCAACUGGGCCUACAUUUUCUAUGGCUAAUUCUGCUCUUUCCACAUCAUCUCCAAUCCCGUCAGCCCCUCAGAAUCAGGUUCCGUCUCAGACAGCCUCAGGAGCAAGCCGGGCACUGCCAGGCUGGCAGGAAGUAUCCCAUGCCCAGCAGCUCAAACAGAUAGCUGCCAAUCGUCAGCAACAUGCCAGGAUGCAGCAGCAGCACCAGCAGCAGCACCCGCCUACCAACUGGUCCACCUUACCCUCCACCACUGGACCAUCCCCAGGUCCAUUUGGGCAGGAGAAAAUUCCAAGCCCUUCUUUUGUUCAGCAACCGUUCAGCCCACAGAGCUCACCCAUGCCUGGGGUUGGCAGCAGCAACCAGUCGAAAGUAAUGGCCAACUACAUGUACAAAACCAGCUCUUCAGCCCAAAGUGGGCCUCUAGAUGUGCUCAUGCAGCAAAAACCUCAGGAUCUCAGUCGAAGCUUUAUUAACAACCCACAUCCAGCCAUGGAGCCCCGUCAUGGCAACACCAAGCCUUUGUUCCAUUUUAACUCAGAUCAAGCCAACCAGCAGAUGCCUUCUGUUUUGCCUACCCAGAACAAGCCUUCUCUCCUACACUACACCCAGCAGCAGCAGCAGCAGCAACAGCAACAGCAACAACAGCCACAGCAACAGCAGAGCUCACUUUCUGCUCAACCACAGCAAAACUCAAUGUCAGCUCAGCAGCAAAGCUCAAUGUCAGCUCAACUGCAGCAAAGUUCAAUGUCAGCUCAACAACAACAACAGCAGCAGCAGCAGCAGCCACCAUCCCAGCCCACCCAGCCUUUGUCAACCCAGCCUUUACUAAGGUCACCCUUGCCACUUCAGCAAAAGAUCCUGCUUCAGAAAAUUCAGAAUCAGCCCAUCACAGGACUGGGGUAUCAAGUCACCCAGCAACACAGACAGGAUCAACAGUCUGUGGUAGGCCAGAACACAGGCCCCAAUCCAAGUCCCAACCCUUGCUCAAAUCCAAACACUGGAAGCGGUUUCGUGAACUCCCAACAAUCCCUGUUGAAUCAGCAGUUGAUAGGAAAGAAGCAGACACUUCAGAGGCAGAUCCUGGAACAGAAGCAGCAGCUUCUUCUGCAACAUCAGAUGCUGGCUGAUGCGGAGAAAAUUGCUCCACAGGAUCAGAUAAAGCGACACUUGACAAGGCCACCCCCGGACUACAAAGACCAAAGAAGAAGUGUGGGCAAUAUGCAGCCAAAUGCCCAGUAUUCUGGUGGUUCAUCAACAGUGAGUUUAAACUCUAACCAGGCUCUGACAAACCCAGUUUCUACGCAUACCAUUUUAACCCCCAAUUCCAGCCUCAUGUCUACUUCCCAUGGGACAAGAAUGCCAUCAUUAGCCACAGCAGUUCAGAACCUCGGGAUGUAUGGAAAUCUUCCGUGUAAUCAACCUGGCACAUACAGUGCCACUUCAGGAAUGAAUCAACUAACCCAACAGAGAAAUCCUAACCAAUUGAUAACAAAUCAAAACAACCCUCUGAUGCCCCGAUCACCUGCCUUAGGGCCAACUAGCAAUAACAGUGUGACCACUUUUGGAGCAGGAUCUGUAGGUAGUUCACAACUGAGACCAAACCUAGCUCAUAGCAUGGCAACCGUGCCAGCACAGAGAUCAUCAAGUGUCAUGAUUACAUCCAACGCAACAGGACCAACCUGGGCCUCUCAAGAAGCAACAGCCAAACAACAGGAAGCCCUGAAGUCUGGAAGCAUUCGUUUCUCCACAGCUACACCUGCAUCCUAUACCCAAAACCAGUCUUUGCAGCAGGCUGUAGGUAGCCAGCAAUUUUCCCAGAGGGCAGUGGCUCCUCCUAACCAGUUGACACCAGCAGUGCAGAUGAGACCCAUGAAUCAAAUGAACCAGACAUUAAAUGGACAAACCAUGGGUCCGCUUAGGGGUUUGAAUCUCAGACCAAAUCAGCUAAAUACACAGAUUUUGCCUAAUCUCAAUCAGUCAGGGACAGGAUUGAAUCAGCCGAGGACAGGCAUAAGCCAGCCACCAUCCCUGACACCGAACAACUUUCCUUCACCCAACCAAAGUUCCAGGGCUUUUCAAGGAACUGACCAUGGCAAUGACUUAACUUUUGACUUCCUCAAUCAACAGACUGACAACAUGGGCCCUGCCCUAAACAGUGAUGCUGAUUUCAUUGAUUCUUUACUGAAGACAGAACCUGGUAAUGAUGACUGGAUGAAAGACAUCAAUCUUGAUGAAAUAUUGGGGAACAAUUCCUGAAGAGAACAAGGAAACAACAUAAAAACCCCAAGUACUAGAAGAAAAUAUUUUAGAAGGACUCUGUAAAGGCUAUAUGUGACUUUUCAGGUGGACUACAUGGAGACACCAUUGCUUGUAAAUGGAAAGAAGAAAGCAACUGUGUGGUGAAUGAUUUGGUCCAACUUUUUGUAUAAAAUCUCAAACCUGAAAGUAAAGCAUUGGAUCGCUUUUCCCACCUAAACUCCUGGACACAGUAUCCAACUUAUCCAAAAGGAACUGUGAUGUUGAUGUGUAAUUAAUUGUGUAAGAUAGGCUUCCUAAUCUCCUUUUCUGCCUGAAAGAAAAGUAAUAGAAUCCGUAGCUUACUUAAAUACCAGGUCAUGAAGUGGUACUCAUUCCAAGAAACAAAAAACAAAUGUUUUUAAUUUGUUGUAGCAGCUAUUUGUGGUAUAAUUUAUCCACUCUGCAUUCUGAUUUAAUUUUCGUAAAACUUGCAAUACAGGUUGAUAUAUUAUAGGUUUGCUUGGAGUAGCCAAAUAGUGUCCUAAGUAAGGGACAGCAAGAGAAGCUAGAAAACAUCCAGUGAAGUACAGAACUCCACAUUCAUCCUUCAUUUUUAUAGUUCUCCUAUAUAUUCUAUUCUUCAGUGGAAUGCCAUGUUUCUACUGGUGAAACAAGAACGUAGAGCUGUGCACCUUGACUUUGGCUUUCACAAUCAAUUUCUAACCAAGUUUAAAUAUAAAUAAGGCUGUCCUAAUUAUACUGAAAUAUUGAUGCACACCUGCAUACAUCAGAUUUCACUGAAAAAUAUUGGACAUUGAUACAAAGAAGAUGAAUUUGACAACACAUAACCAGGAGUAGUGUUUAUUGUAAUUGAUGCCCACUGGUUUGUCCCAAGACUGAAUGCAACUGAGUCUGUGCUCCCUACACUUGUUGAUGACCAGUGACUGGUUUGUAAGAGAAGGAAGUUUGGAAACCAAAACAGAGAUGAGAAGAUAGCGUCUUUUUUGGUUACAGAUAAGAACUAGAUUUGGCAGGUACAAGUGGACAAAAAUGUGUGUCAUGGGGUUUAAAAGAAUGCAUAAGUAAGAAAGAAAAAACAGUCCAACCUCGUUUAGACCUAUGUGGAUCUGGUUAACAGGUACCUAAAAUGUGGUCUGUUCAUAGAGGUCUGAUAUUCCCUUGUUCCUCUGUGAGAUUAUGAAUGCAUGACUGGAGGACCUUUCACUUCCAGGCUUUCUCCCUCCGGGCUGAGCAUCAUAUCAAAGAGGUAUUUUUGUUUGUUUUCAUUUGACCUCUGUUCAUACAUAGAAAUCAGACAUAAAAUGAAGAUGUACAGACUUCAGAUAGAUGCAAAAUAGCACUCUCAUUUUCUUCAUUACAGAAGAGCAAAUAUUAUCUUCAGCCCUCUUAGUUAUAUACUGAAAAAGUCAAAUAUUAAAUGUCAUUUAACUCAAGCAGCUUUAUUACAAAGUCUUUAAAUCACUUGUCAAGAAAGAACACAGAUUUGGAAAGUUUGGCAAAGCCCUCUCAGUCUUUGAAAUUUCUGGAGGCACUCUUUCACACAAUACCAACAUCACUAGCCCAGGAUCUUUUCUGUGCAAGUUUGUAAAUAUAAAUAAAUGACUUGUUUUGUAAACUUUUGUAAAGAAUAUUUUGCCAGAAAUACUUAAAACAUAUUCUUGGGGUUAUAUUUAUACAUAUGUGAAUUAAAUAUACUAUCAAAAGGUUAUAUUUUAUACAAAAAGUAAAUUGUUACCUUUUGUAUGCUAAUAUACAAAGUUUUGUAUAAUAUGAUUGUUUAUUUUUAGCUCUACACUUAAACCAUAGGUGGUUGAGUGGAAACUUUUAAAAACUAUCAAGAAGCUUGGUGGACAAAUUUAUAUUCUGAAACCUCAAUAAGAAGGCAUUCCAGGUUUCAAUCUUUUCUUUCUCUUUUUUGUUCAGCUCCAGGUUUUUUUUUUAAAUUCAUUGUUCUUUUGUCUUAUUUGAUUAUUCUGCUGUGCAUAUUAUAUUGGUCCUUGUUGCAUGUGGUCUACUGUGUGUUUUCCCAUUUUAUAAAACAAUGUUUCUCCAUGCAAGCAAGAAAGGAAAAAUUAGUGUACAUAUAAACACUUUUAUUUUAUGGCUAAUCCAUGUUAUUGUAUAUAUCUCCCAGCACUUCCCAGUUACACUCCUGUGAUUCAGCUUAUUUUCAUCUUAACAUAAGUAGUAUGUUUUGUUGUAGCUAUCAAAUUUAAGAGAUAAAGCAAUCAGAAUGUUUGGAUUUUCUUCUAUCUUAAUGUGAAUUUCAUAAUUAAUGUCUAUUUAUUCAGCUAUUCAUUAAAAUGCAGGAUUCUUUGGAAAAACGGUGUAGUCCAUAGUUUCUGUUUGUUGGUAGCCUAUUACCAAAGAUGCUGUAAUUUUCUUUAAAACUAAGAUAAUGACAAUUUGAUAGACAUGUUUAGCCCAAACCUUAGGAGUUACAAUUUAUGAACUAUUGGAAUACAAUCACCCGUUUAUAGAAAGCUCAGACUACUUAAUCGUUAGCGUUGUUAAUUACCCUGGCUUAGUAACAGGAGGUAGAAGUAAUUUUUUCUUUUUUUAAAAAUGCAAAGUCUAAAGGCAAUUUAUACAAAUAAUUCAUUCUUGGCUUGGUGUUAAGUUCAAUGAAAAUAAAUAACUCUGAUGAAUGCACUAAUAUUACCUGCAUUAUUGUAACCAUUCCCAUAAUUGUAAAAACUUCAAUUUGUGAAACAAGUAUUUUGUAUUAUGUGCAAUUCUAUGUGUAAAAAAAUAGUUUUAAAAAAUUCA
Messenger RNA from Ochotona curzoniae (black-lipped pika), 7533 nucleotides. It is a transcript of the gene MAML2, whose product is annotated as mastermind like transcriptional coactivator 2. The transcript is spliced from 5 exons. The record is from RefSeq and is a predicted model, not a curated record. Gene Ontology annotation, cellular component: nuclear speck; nucleoplasm. Bases 1348 to 4761 code for a protein of 1137 amino acids. Gene Ontology annotation, biological process: positive regulation of transcription of Notch receptor target; Notch signaling pathway. Lineage: Eukaryota; Metazoa; Chordata; Mammalia; Lagomorpha; Ochotonidae. Gene Ontology annotation, molecular function: transcription coactivator activity.